Cheilinus undulatus (humphead wrasse) is the source of this 1258-nucleotide messenger RNA. Its product is annotated as beta-2-microglobulin-like. Gene Ontology annotation, molecular function: MHC class II protein complex binding. The transcript is spliced from 4 exons. Gene Ontology annotation, biological process: peptide antigen assembly with MHC class II protein complex; antigen processing and presentation of exogenous peptide antigen via MHC class II; positive regulation of T cell activation. Bases 129 to 485 code for a protein of 118 amino acids. Lineage: Eukaryota; Metazoa; Chordata; Actinopteri; Labriformes; Labridae. The record is from RefSeq and is a predicted model, not a curated record. Gene Ontology annotation, cellular component: MHC class II protein complex.
AAAACACACCUAGAGCAGAGAGAAGUUUAGUUUCGGUUUGGUGGGAGACAUCUUAGCUCAUAGAGCUAAAAAUCCAGGGAAGGAUUUUUCAUCAUUUGAAGAGUUUAGCUCGAGGUGAAGCAGUGAAGAUGAAGUCGGCGAUCGUCACGCUGGCACUUUGUCUGCUGGCGGCCACCGCCGUUCAAUCAUCGUCCGGGAAAUAUAAGGUCAACGUGUACAGCCACGACCUUGGUUUUUUCGGGAAGCCGAACACGCUGAUCUGUCACGUGAGUCGUAUAGCUCCACCUCCUGAGAUUGAGAUCAACCUGUUGAAGAAUGGUGAAGUGAUAAAGGGGGCGAAUCAGACAGACCUGGCGUUUGAUGUAGACUGGUACUACUACCUGACCAAACACAUCAGGUUCACGCCACAGGCUGGAGAUCGCUACUCGUGUCAGAUUAAGCACGGUGGCAAAGUCCACUCCUACCAGUGGGAACCUGAUCAGUGAGUCUGUCACUGCAAGCGUCCUAAGGAGCAGAAGAAGGGCAGAAGAAUGUAAGACCAGAGCCAGCUCUCACCAUCUGAUCUUGGACAGAACUGAUAAUCAUGUUUUAUGUUUUUUUGUUUGUUUGAGACAAACAUCUCCAUGAAGUCUUCAACAUAAAAAUGCUCCAAACAUUAAAUCCUGAUCCAAUGAGAGUCAGAGGUGACAUGUGGUGUUGAGUCGUAGGCAUGGCUUAACUGCUAAAAGCGGUCCUGGAGAACGUUGUCCUUAAACCUCUGAUUUUAAAGAACCAAUCAGAUCACAAAGAGACCCACAAAAAAGUCAGCCAUGUUGAUUUGAGUCCCACUGGAUUAACCUUUGUGUUAGCGGGCCACAUUUAGUCAGACCCAGUAAAGUGAUGACAUCAUUGAUGAUGUCAUCAAAUGUUUUAUCAGUGAGCUUCAGGUAAACUCAGUUAAUUUUCUUAUUAAACAUGAAAUCAAAAAUCAUCAUUAUAACCUGAGCUCGUUAAAGUCAAACAUUUGUAGCUAAAUGAAAUAAAUUUAAACCUUAAAUAAAUACAAGGCAAAGCUUGGGCCAAACUCCCUUCGUUUUCAUGUGUUCACCUCUCCACCCUUGUUGGUAGUUUUCAGCUUCAUUCCCCUGCUUUAGUCCCUGAAUCCUCCAGCUCUGAGCCAGUGCUGGUUUUUGCUUCACAGAUGUUUAUAAUUUUUAAAAAUGUCAUUGGAUGGUUUUACACCUUUUUUUUUAAAAUAUAAACCUGAUUGUCUCAUUAA